AAGGAAGUAAUGGAGAAUUUAUGGUGGAUUUUUGUUUUUGUUUUCUUUGCUGUUAUAAUUGCUGCUGUUUUUCGAUCCAUCGAACAGGUUUUAGCACAAAUUCCAUCCGGUAAACACAAUAAAAAGGUUAAGAAAAAUACUGUGAAACAAUCAAAGGAAACAGAUGAAGAUUCAACAUUGACAACGCGUGAAAAAUCGUUAGAUGCGAGUUUAGUCAAGAAAAGGAAACAAAUCGGGACGUCUUUCAGGGAAACUUUGCAGUCGGCACACGAAAUGAAUGUAUCACUAUCAAGCGAGUGUUAUUCAGAAGAUGAAACGACAGAAGCCCACAAAGACGAAACGAAUGAAGUUCAAGGUCGUAUUGAAAAUAAAUCCCUGUCAGAUGAAAUGACAGGAACCUACAAAGACGAAACGAAUGAAGUUCAAGGUCGUUUUGAAAAUAAAUUCCUGUCAGGUCUUAAAUAUGACAAAUGCCGUUCAUAUUUUGACAAAGAUGGCCUGAAGAAAGAGAUGGAAAAAGCGGGAGUCUUGCAUGGUCUAAACAAUUACAUCAAGAAUUCUUUUGAAAAAUGGGCUGACAUGGAAUUAAAUGUUGCUGUCACAGGCAAUUCUGGUGGUGGAAAAUCCAGUCUCAUCAAUGCUCUUAGAAAGUUAAAAACCUUCGCACGAAGGGGCGGCUGCUGUUGGUGUUUGUGACUCAACAACAAAAGGUAUGAAAUACAUCUAUCCUGAAAAUCCAAGGGUAGCUCUCUGGGAACUACCUGGCAUGGAAACACAAAGCCUCACAAAAGAGAAAUAUUUCAAUGACAUGAAUUUUCCUAGAUUUGACGUGGUUAUAAUUGUUACAGCUGGGCGAUUCCAAGAAAAUGAUAUAUGGUUGGGAAAAGAGUUGCGUACCAUACGCAAAAAUAUUAUUUUUGUUCGAACAAAAAUUGACAUUGACAUUGCGAACAUUAAACGGGCGUAUCCAGACAUAUUCAAUGAAACUGAAUGCCUAGAUAAAAUAAGAAAUAAUUUAUCAGAAAACAUUCGCCUUGGGGGAAUACCAGAUUUUGUUAGUAAUGUGUUUUUGGUCAGCUCUCCCGAAAGAGAAGUGUACGAUUUUAGUAAUUUCGAUCAGGAAUUUAAAUAUUUAUUGAGCAUCAAUGCAAGCGUCAUCAAAGCUUUACUACAUGAACAAGUUCAAAGACAAAUAAAGAAAGACCAAGAAUCGUGCAAGAAUAAAUUCAAAGGUUUCAUUGGUUUCCUUUACGGUUGGUCUUUGACAUUUAACUUUGACUCUCAAUUACUUGAUGCAUACCGGAAAAAGUUUUGCAUCGAUGAAAGUUCCCUAGAGCUGAUAGCAAAUGAAUUGAACGCCACAAAAAGCGAAUUAAGAAUGUAUCUGACAUCUUACCAAAAACAUCAUUUAAACGUUGGGAUAAUCGACAAAGGAAAAUGUUUGAAAAUGUGUGCUGAAAUGGCAAAAGACGAAAGAUGUUUAGCAAAUCGUCGUCUUAACUUACUUGCAAAACAACUAAAACCGAUUUAAAAGUGGCUCUAAUAAAUAUUUUUUUAAGUUAUAGACUUCAUUAUGGUCAAUACAACACAACUAUAUAAUUUGUCUGAAGUUUCAAGCUUCACAAAUAAUAAAAAUGACAUUUGCGAGUUACAUGGCUAGAAUAACUUCAAAUUCAAUAUUUCAAUGGUGACAUAAUAACAGUAUCCAAGAACAUUGCAAAGCAAACUUUCAGGGCCACGACAGGACAUGUUUUCCAGGUUUUUUUGUUUCUUCGAGAUAUAACAACGGUGAUGCAAUCAAAAUGUAGCGAAAAUGAAACGAAGUAUACAAAUUGACGGUUUUAUCUCUGUUGUUAGUCGUUUUUAUCAUAAAAUGAGACACACUUUAAGACUAUCAGUGGUGUUGUUCUGACCAGAUUUAAAACUGUGCUACAUAUGAGCAUUUUUUUCAAAGACAAGCAACACCUUCGAAAAACCGAAAAUGUGCCAAUCAAGAAGAUCUAUCGUGUACGCAGCAGAAAUACAGAUAUGUGUCCAUUUACAUCUUAAUUCUAAAAUUCUAAUCGAGAAAAUAUUUCCAGAAGUAAAGAAACUUUUUCAGUGCUUGAUUGGAAAAUAUUAUCGUUUGAAACAUUUUUAGAUUAGUAUGUAUGUAAAACAUCUUAUUUUCGUUAAAAAUGGCUUUGACAUAAUUUCGUGUAAGACAGACAUAGAACGUUUUUGAAAAUGAAUUUUAUUAGUCUUUAACACAAAGAAGUGGUGUUCCGUUUCUUGCAGAGUUUAUAGUUUUAUACGUUAAAAGUGCUAGUGAAUUAAAUUACAAACUCUAGAUAAGCUGCGUAUUUGCGUAAAUACGCAAUGAAAUCGCCCCAUGAUAUACAGUAUGUAUUUUCUUAUAUAUAACUGUGUUGUGAACUAUCAAAAGCAUUUUGUAAUGUAAGAAUAUCGAUCAAAGUAAGCCAAUUGUAAUGAAUACGGGUGCAAUAAUUUAACUAUUGUAGUUUGGAAUGGAUAAACAUGGAAUUCGCGUCAUUUUUGUCCUUGUGUAAUUGCUAAAUCUCGUAAAAUAUUUCUUUAAUCGAAAUACUUUUAUUUUUAUAUUCAAUACAAUCUUACGGUAACCGAGACAUAAAAUAUUUAAUGUAAAUUUAUCUUCCACUGACUGUUAUGAAAAUAUCUCAUUGUAGUUCCUCUGGACACAAAGUACUCAGAAGCGAGAUUUUGUGAUGUCAGUAUAUCCGUCGUUCAUCGUCAUCAUUUCUUUCGAUAAACAACUUCUUCCUAACCAUUUGAUAGAUUUGGACUCAAUUUCACAAUAAUGAUUUGUAGGCAGCCCUCUGCGAAUAUUGUAAAUUGUCUUCUCACUUGCUCAAAAAUAAUUUACUAAAAGAAAAACUUAAAUUUGCCCUUUCUAGAAACGAAAUAUCUAUCCAUUUCUUAGGAGUAAUGUGCCUUUAAAGUAAGCAAUUUCUAAUUUCUUAGAUUAAUUCUUCAAUGUGUUCUUAACAAAUAUCAAACAAAUUUUAUACGUCCGUUUGAAAGAACGGGUCGUUUUAAUUUCCCCUUGGCGGGCGGGCGGCCGGGUGGUCGGCGUCCAAAUUUUGUCCGGAGCAUAUCUCCUACACCCAUUGAGGAAUUUAAAGGAAAAAUCCAUAGAAAUGUUUAUUACUAUAUGAAAGAGUGUUGCGCACACAAACCAAGUCUCUAGGUCAAAGGUCAAGGUCACACGGAGAGGUCAUUGAAAAACGAUUGUCCGGAGCAAAACUAUAUGCUUAGAGAGAUUUCAAUAUAACUUGGCACAAAUGUUCACUAUGGUAAGCAGGAGUGUUGCGUGCAAAAUGUAAGUCCCUUCUGCCAAGGUCAAGGUCACACAUAGUGAUCAAAGUUCAGAUUAAAAUAUGAAAAUGUGUAUUUUGACCAUUAAGUCAUCAUUUAUUGAGGGAUUGGAACAUAAAUGGUCAUUAUCAUGACUAUUGGUGCGAAACAUGUAAUUUAGGUUAAUAUAUGCAAGGUCAAGGUCACUAAAGGUGAUAAAAUGAAGAGUUUGUCCAAAGCAUAUCUCCUACACAUAUGGAGAGAUUCUAAUGAAACUUUAUUGAAAUGUUCACCAUUAUAAAAAGCAGUGUCACUCGCAUAAACCAGGGGGCCGUUUUAUCAACGCUCUACGACACGUCGUAGACUAGUUUUUGUCGCAGACAUGUCGCAGAACGUUAAAACCGUUUUAUUAACGUUUGUCGUAGCCUACGACGUCGUAGAAAAUGUCGCAGCUCUACGACAGGGUUGGGGCUGUCGUACGACGUUUCUGUGACGUCAAAACUGGCGAUCACUGUUUACAUGUAAACAUGCUCAGCACAU
Messenger RNA from Ruditapes philippinarum (Manila clam), 3855 nucleotides. RefSeq lists its product as uncharacterized. Gene Ontology annotation, molecular function: GTP binding. The transcript is spliced from 4 exons. Gene Ontology annotation, cellular component: membrane. Bases 10 to 696 code for a protein of 228 amino acids. Lineage: Eukaryota; Metazoa; Mollusca; Bivalvia; Venerida; Veneridae. The record is from RefSeq and is a predicted model, not a curated record.